AUGCAUAAGAAUUCAGACAAGGAAAGCACUGUCGCUUCGACUUUGCCGACAUCCUCAGCGGGUAGUGGAGAACAUUCGACCAUAUCAGCCGAGGCAAAAUCCGAAAUCGACCAUGACACUCACUCACGAUCGGAUGCAUCCAGCAUUCAUGAUGAUGGUCCCACUGAAGAUGAUGACCCGGAGAAUACACUUCCUCGUUUACAGCGUCGGUCCACGGAGCUCGGCCCAGCUGUCAAAGUCGCGCGGUUGAAGCGGAGGGGAUUGCUCGGUCAACUCGCUCUGGUGGCUGAGGUUGAGAAUCCAAAGACAUACCCCCGGAAGAUGAAGUGGUUCAUUACAUUCAUCGUCGCUCUGGCUGGAUCUACUGCGCCGCUGGGUAGCGCGAUCUUUUUCCCCUCACUAUCCCAAGUAACCAAAGAACUGAAUACGACAACUACUAUUGCCAAUCUCACGAUCGCGCUGUAUAUGCUGGCUAUGGCGAUCUUCCCCUUGUGGUGGUCUUCUUUUAGUGAGCGACUCGGACGACGGACAAUCUACUUGGUUUCCUUCGCCCUGUUCGCGGUUUUCAACUGUCUCUGCGCCAUUUCUAGCUCUAUCGCGAUGCUGAUUGUCAUGCGUAUGUUGAGUGGUGGUGCUUCUGCCUCCGUUCAGGCAGUCGGUGCCGGUACCAUCGCCGAUCUUUGGGAGCCAAGGGAGAGAGGACGGGCCAUGGGGAUUUUCUACCUGGGCCCGCUCUGUGGUCCCUUACUGGCACCUAUCAUUGGAGGUCUCUUGGCAGAGCGUUGGGGUUGGCGCAGUACCAUGUGGUUUAGUGCAGCCUUUGGUGCGGUAACUCUCAUCUUUAUCCUCUUCGCCCUUCCAGAAACGUUGGUUAUGCAGAAACCCGUCUUGCCUGAACUGGAAGAUGAUGAGGAUCCAGCUGUUAGUCGCUCGCUCAGUCGAGUCUCAUCACGACAGGUCGUUCGGUCCACCACACGCUGGCUGAAGAUGUUGAAGAUGGUUUUCAUUGACCCGCUGAAAAUCAUCCUCUACCUGCGCUUCCUUCCUGUACUCCUGACUGUCUACUAUGCCAGUAUAACAUUUGGCUCCCUCUACGUUCUCAAUGUCAGCGUCGAAGAGACAUUCGGCAAGGAACCGUAUAACUUCUCAACCAUCAUCGUUGGUUUGCUGUACAUUCCAAACUCACUGGGGUACAUGGUGACCAGUACCUUUGGUGGAAAAUGGACAGAUAAAAUCAUGCAACGCGAGGCAAAGAAGGCAAACCGUUACGAUGAAAAGGGUAAACUAAUCCUUCGCCCUGAGGAUCGCAUGCGUGAGAAUGCUUGGCUCGGUGCUUUCUUGUACCCCGCCGCAUUCAUUUGGUAUGGAUGGGCAGCAGAGAAGGGAGUGUUCUGGCUGGUUCCGAUGAUCGCCAACUUCUUCUUCGGCGUGGGCUCGAUGCUCAUCUUCAGCAUGGUCACCACCAUGCUAACGGAAUUCAUGCCAAAGAAAUCUUCCGAGGGGGUCGCCCUCAACAACUUUGUGCGAAACAUCUUUUCCUGCGUGGGUUCCCUUGUCACCGCCCCAAUCAUCGGCGCCAUCGGCAACGGCUGGCUCUUCACUAUCCUUGGUCUCGUUGGCUUCGUAAGUAGCUCUGUCAUUUACAUGAUGCGAGUCUAUGGUCCUCGCUGGAGAAAGACCAUGGAUGCUCACAUGCGUUGA
Penicillium canescens is the source of this 1701-nucleotide messenger RNA. Its product is annotated as MFS transporter. The coding region runs from base 1 to 1701 and encodes 566 amino acids. Gene Ontology annotation, biological process: intracellular polyamine homeostasis; transmembrane transport. The transcript is spliced from 3 exons. Lineage: Eukaryota; Fungi; Ascomycota; Eurotiomycetes; Eurotiales; Aspergillaceae. The record is from RefSeq and is a predicted model, not a curated record. Gene Ontology annotation, molecular function: polyamine transmembrane transporter activity.